AACUCAUCGGUAUCGACCUACGAAUGCUCAUAAGCAGGAAGAGAAUCUGUCCGUUGAGAGAGCCGAUCACCAAGCAGUAUUUGAUACCCAUUGUUAGCUUUAGCGAGCUAACCUUAGCAGUUAUUAGCUAACGUUAAUAAACGCAUUAGUAGCAUUUAGCACUGUGAAACUGACAAGGUGCUUUGAUUCUGCGACAUCUUUCAGCCUUUUGUUAAUCCCAUAUAGUGUUAUUAAGAUUUAGCCUGUAUUUUAAUCCAGUUUAGAUUUAGUAGUGUUGACCAAUAUCCAACCGACUAUACAUUACACAGUGCUAUCAAAUCGGAGAAAAGAAGUUAGUUGAAAAAGGGAGGCAUCUAAUGUGGAAGUCUGGCUCAAUACUAAUGCUUACGAUACCAAUCUGGCAUUGUUUUUCUGCUAGUCGACUGGACAACUCCCAAAUUGAUUUAGUGGAUGAAACUUCUGAACUGGACUACAACCAGCAAGGACCCGUUGCAAGACUCCAAAUAAGCUGACCUACAAAAUUAUUUUGACAGAAAGUGCAUGUUUAUAAAACUGUUACAUUUGAUGUGAACAUGUCAGACAUUUGGAUUAACUUAUCUCUCGAUGGCACUGCGCAGAAGAAAGCCCGAAAACGAAAGUCAAACAGGAAAAGUGAGUGGCUUUGUAGAAGGAGACACAACCAUGGCGCAAAGGGCUACAGGGAAGAUAAACAUAAAAGCAACCAAUAUAGGCAAGACUUUAGACAGAGGCAAACUCCACUUCAGAAUGGAGCUUCCAUUAAAUAUCCACAGCCUCCCACUUCCACACAAAACACAAGUUUACCGUGUCUGGUCAGCCCAGCAAGUGCUUCUCACAGUAGCUCUAGGCCUUCAGGAUCCGCACACACCAAGCCUUCCUUGACUUUUGCUGUGAAAAGCAAAGGCAGUGAUGAAGAAACAAAGGAACCCCAAAAAGCAACAGCCUUCAGUCCUGGUCCCUCAGUAUCAAGCACUGAUAAGCCUGUCGCCACUUCAUCAAGGAACCCCAAUAAGUACGUCGCUAUUGACUGCGAGAUGGUAGGCACAGGACCAAAGCGCCUCAGUGAGCUUGCUCGCUGCAGUAUAGUGUCCUAUGAAGGAGAUGUGAUUUAUGAUCAGUUUAUCAGGCCUGCUUCAAAAGUCACGGACUAUCGCACCCGAUGGAGUGGCAUCCGACGUGCUGACCUCAUUAAUGCCACACCAUUCGCACAAGCCAGGAUGGAGAUAAUGAAGCUGAUUAAAGGAAAGGUGGUGGUUGGCCAUGCUGUCCACAAUGACUUCAAGGUCAUCGGCUACUCACACCCUCCUGAACUGAUCAGAGACACUUCCCAAAUCCCUCUCCUCAACCAGAAGGCCGGUAUUGAAGGGAAUAGGUGCACCUCACUGAAGAAGCUCACUAAGGCCAUCUUCAACCGUGACAUUCAGACUGGGAACAGAGGCCACUCCUCUGUGGAGGAUGCUAGAGCCACCAUGGAGCUUUACAAAGUGGUGGAACAUGAGUGGGAGAGGCAGCUGGAUGCCAACUCAGAGGCCAGGUAGUGCCAAGUUGGGGUACAGUGUUUGAUAUGGCGGACGUGGGGUUUGGACUUUGGGAGUUAGUUGUCCUGUUGACGUGUGAAUAACGAAACCAAGAGAACUGAAAUUACACCUGAUAACCUUCUACCAGCUGCCUGAAUUUUAAAAGUGUACUGUUGUCACUGAAAAGGAAGAAUUGGAAUUGGAGAGCAGAAACUUCUCCAACAUCAAUUUAAGCUUGAUUUAUACUGCUGCAUUAAAUCUUCCUUAGCCUUACAUGUAGCUGGAUGUCUCAGAGAUGUAGGCCACAGCAACUGUGAUUGGCCCACUUGGUAAUAAAAUGCUGUCUUAAUAUACCUUGCACAAGGAUAAUACCUGCAUGACACAAAAUUAACCUUGCUUUCUCAAAAAGCUAACACAAUAGUCAGUUUUCUGCCAAUGCAUCUGUAUGUCUUCUUGUUUUUAAUAACUAUGACAGUCUGGGUAUAGACAGAUGUUAUGAAGAAGACAUACCAUCCAAAGCCUAAAGUGAAAUCUGUGGGUGAAAAACGAUGGUAGACGUAUAGCUACUAAGGGGGAAAAGCUUUUUUUAAACCCCAUUUUGGGGCAAGUCAGCAAACUUUUAAAACAAGUUUCAUCAGAUAUGUCUUGUGAUUCUGUACAUGCAGUUUUUAUAUCCAGGGGAGCAUUGAAAUUGAGGUUAAUUUAGAUCAUGCUUGCACAUAACUGUAUAGGUAAGUGACCAGAGGUGAUUGCUGAGUGGUGGGGCUUGUUUUUAGCAGGACAUUGGUAUGGAGGCAGUUGCUUUUGAAGUCUUUUCAGGUGAGACACAUUGGUUCACAUGUAAAGAUGCAAACAGCUUCAUCAGCCACUGUGGUGUAGGUUCUGCAGAGAUUCAGUGCAGGACUAUAAAUCAAGCUUUAAUUGCAGCAGUUAUUCUUUAUCAGGGUUAUAAACUGUGUUCAAAUGGUGCUCCUGCCUCUUGGGGGCAGUCAUGUCUUUGCUGGAACAUUAGUACGUGAUGUAAACAGUUUCUACCUUUUCGCAAGGUAAUUUUUUUUUCUCUCUUUUCACCAAAUCAGCACUCAACUGCAUUUAUCCAGAGUCAUGUAUACACCACAGUCAAGUAUUCUUAUCUUUUCACCUCGUGCACACCAGUGAAAAAGAAAUUCAGACCUGACUAAUAGAGCCCCAUUAGAUUUCAAUUAAAUAAGUGUAAAAUUGAUUAAAUAUGGUUCAGCUUUACUCAAACAAAGAAUUUUAUUCUGGAUAAUAGGUAAUAAUUCUUGAAAAAACUUAAGUCAUAAGUCAUGCAUGUAGAUUUUAUAAAUGUGUUUUAAUGUCUUCACAGACCUCUAUAAAGCUCGCAUUGUUAAAGCUGUUGGUGUUAUUGCAAAAUUGAUCAAUAUUUAAUUUCCACCACAAUUAAAAAUUAUUCACGUGAAUAGACUCCCAUUCCCCAAAAUGCAGAUGUUUUGACUUCAGGGUCCUCACUGUGAGCUGCUGCCUUGAUCUUCCUCUCACCUGUUGCAGGAGUGUCUGAGUGUCCCGUUAAUUAUCGAUUCUCUUUCCAGCCGACAAAAGUAAAUGUCUGAAUUUGAGAAAAUGAAGUGGUGAUGUUCUGGGUUUGUGCAGUUUCCUAUGCAAUGACUGUUGAAAUAUGUUAUCCACUCUGCCUUCAUUGUGCUCAUAAAUUCAAUAAAUCAUUACAACAGUAA
Messenger RNA from Archocentrus centrarchus (flier cichlid), 3250 nucleotides. It is a transcript of the gene isg20l2, whose product is annotated as interferon stimulated exonuclease gene 20-like 2. Gene Ontology annotation, cellular component: nucleus. Gene Ontology annotation, molecular function: 3'-5'-RNA exonuclease activity; nucleic acid binding. Bases 573 to 1556 code for a protein of 327 amino acids. The transcript has 4 exons. The record is from RefSeq and is a predicted model, not a curated record. NCBI's taxonomy places the organism in Eukaryota, Metazoa, Chordata, Actinopteri, Cichliformes, Cichlidae.